UCACCCGUGUCAAAUGUUCGUCGUUAAUGUCUCAGUGUUGGAGCUCUUCGGAUAGAGACACCAUUGCUUUGAGCCAUGGAAAAGUUUGUGCUUGUAUUAAUUUUUCUACUAGAUGUUCUAGUGUGUUUGGGUACCGGUCAGCACCAUUUACGCACACGUGCCGGACCUUGGAGACAACGGAUUCAGUGGGAGAAUAACGGUCAGGUGUACAGUUUAUUGAGCACGGGGACUCAAUAUCGCUCACCUGCGCAGGUCAGAAGGCGAACUCAGCUUUUAUUGACAACUAAAAACAGUUUUAACCGACUUCACCCUCCUGUUGCGCUCAGCAGAUCCACCAGAACCAGAUCUGGACUCCCCGAGGACGCAACCGGGGGUUACUCUCAACAGAACGAGGUCAGCCAAAUGGACGCGUCGAUUCUUGGUGCGGAUGCAGGUCCGUAUUUACUCGCCUCGGGACGACCCGGGACACUCAGCCAGUCCCCACCGCGCAUCGCAACCACAGGAGAAGUUGUGGCUGUGGGAUACCGUUCACAGCAGGCACCGUCUAACGACAGUGCUCCAGCUUUAACCACCAUUCAGGAGUUCUCCGGCAGCGGAGUCCCGAGAGGAGGUCGGAGUACACCUGGAGAUGACGCUGGCGCACAACGGGCCACUGCCUCACCGGUAAGAUCACCCGACUUUACGCACAGUCGUGGCGGCACGACAAGAUCUGAGAGCACGGAGUCAACUGUCACAGGCGGAUGGGCCACGAUGGCUGAGGAUAGUGGGAAUACACGUCGGGUCCCACAGCAAACCAGUUUAGGAGACGCUCGCAGUGCGCAAAGAGCGCACUCACUGACCAGAAUCACACCGGAGUCAAAUGUUUCUCCCACAGCGCUUUCCAGUAACUCUGUAGAAAUACACUUUCCUCGUCCAAGGCCCGACUCAACCCGGACUACGGACACGAGUGACCCACGAGAUCCGCACAGUAUUCAUCACAGAAACUCAGUUUUCUACGAUGUUUACCCACCAGACCGCAGAAACAGGAUCACCGUGCGCCCGGCACCUGGACCGGGAUAUGGCACCAGGUUCUUCCACAAUGGUCUCCCAGACUUGGUUCCUGACCCUUAUUACAUCCAAGCUGCCUCUUACAUCCAGAGGGUGCAGAUGUACGCACUUCGCUGUGCUGCUGAAGAGAACUGUCUUUCUAGGUCUGCGUAUCAUCCGAGUGUGAGGGACCUUGACUACAGAGUCCUGCUGCGGUUCCCACAGCGAGUGAAGAACCAAGGAACAGCAGACUUCCUCCCAGUGAAGCCCAGACAUGAGUGGGAAUGGCACAGCUGUCACCAGCAUUACCACAGUAUGGAGGCCUUUAGUAACUAUGACUUGCUGGACGUCUCCACUGGACAGAAGGUCGCAGAGGGACACAAGGCCAGUUUCUGUCUGGAGGACACGUCCUGUGACCCGGGAAUACGACGACGCUUUGCCUGCACAGUUCACACACAGGGGCUCAGUCCUGGUUGCUACGAUACAUAUCAUGCCAACAUCGACUGCCAGUGGAUCGACAUCACUGAUGUACCACCUGGAAACUACAUACUCAAGGUGACAGUGAACCCCUCUCAGCUAGUUCAGGAGUCAGAUUUCUCCAACAAUGAGGUGCUCUGCGACAUCAGGUACACAGGAAGCUACGUCCAGGCAAGAAACUGCAGGAUCACUGUAAGCUGACCUGACUCAAGUUUCCCUACAGGUAUUCUCUUGUUGCUCUUAAUGUACAGUUGCUACUCCGAUGUGCAGCUGAUUUACAUUUAAAUAUUUGCUACUAUAUAAAUAAAUCUGUUUGUAUUUAUGUCUUAUGAUAUAUUGUAGCUACAGUCAGGCUGGUUAGAUGUUAAGUUAUGUUGUUUUUAGCGAUGCAAGAGGAGAGCGUGAUUCAAAAAUAUAAAGAAAACAAGUCAUUCUUAAGGAAGCUGUGGGAAUUAAUUCAUACUGUAUGACUGAAUUGGUGCUCAUUUUAAAGAAAACAGUUCCUCUUUGUUGAAAUGUAUUAGUAUUUUGAGAGAAAAGAUCCUCUGUCUGAUAUUGACCACAUAUGUACUGGAGUGAAGGAUUAAUAAGUGCUGUUACAAUAUAACAAAUACUCUCAUGCUUGCCUUUUAAGCAGCAUGCCAUGUAUGAUUUUGUGCAUUUUGGUGUCUAUUACCCGAGUACAAAUGUAUAGUCUGUUCUUUUACAAUCUAAUGAAAGAGUUGAUUGUUUGAAAGUUUUUUUUAUCGUGUUUUAUAAUACAUUUUAUUUGAGUUUGGUUGGAAAAAAAUAACAUACCAAUGAAUGCCUUAUUUUGAAAAAAAAAAAAAAAAGAUCUAAAUAAUCACUACUGAUGGGAUAAUUUGAGCAAAUAUUUAACAACAUGAAGUCUUCCACUGCCCAUUUACCAUGAACAGCAGUUAACACAGGCUGAGGGCCAUUGCUGUGGGGAGUGGUACAUUUCUUAAAAGCUUUUGGAAUAACACACCUCAGAGAAAUACCUGAAAUGAUUCCACUUAGCACGUUUAUGUCGAAUGGAAACGCCACAAGCCUGUUGUUGUGUGUUUGUCAUGUUGUGUUACAGUAGAUGAAAAACAUUUAUUCACCUGGAAAUAACUCCAUGUGAGGUGUCUGGGAAUGUCUCGCUCUAUUUACACUUUGUCACGGAUUUAUUAGGGACACCGUCUGACUGGUGCUAUAUGUGGAGAUGUAUAAAUAAUCACCACAGCUAUUUAUAAAAAACCACACAAUUCGAUCAUUUAGCUGUAUUUGAGCAGUUCUCUUUGCAGUCCAGUACAAAUAUAUUGCUUCAGAGUCCUGUAAUGUUAAAUACAGAGCGUGAAGGUAAAAGGUUUUUAGGUUUUUGACUGUACAAACUCUAAUUUGUUACAGUACCACAAUUCUCACAAUAGCUCAAGAUAGUCAUAUUAUUUUAAUAAAUUCAACAGAGUAAAUUUGUGGAAGAUUUUCUUCUUUCCUUCUUUCAUGCCUUGAUGAAAGAAAGAAAUAGUUUCAGGAUGUUAAUGAGAUGAAAAUGCAGGCAGGUGGGAGCUGAGGUCAGGGAAUAUUCUCUCUACUCUGUACAGCAUCUGUUUCUGUACUAGACUUCAUGGUAAUUGUAAGAGUCUGUUUUCAAAAGGUUGCUGUGUGUCUCUCAAAUGAAGACCUCCAUCUGUUAUUCUACACUUUGAAAGUUAUGAAGGCGCCCAGAGAACCAGCAGACUGUUGGGAUGUUCACACUGCGUCAACAUUAGUGUAGUCUGCUACUCAAACACACAGAUACAGUGGUGAAGUAUAUGUUCAGAUCCUUUACUUGAAGGUCCAGUGUGUAACAUUUAGGAGGAUCUAUUGUCAGAAUAUAAUAUUCAUAGGUAUGUUUUCAUUAGUGUAUACUGAAUAAAGGAAUUGUUAUGUUUCUGUUA
Dicentrarchus labrax (European seabass) is the source of this 3425-nucleotide messenger RNA. It is a transcript of the gene loxl5a, whose product is annotated as lysyl oxidase-like 5a. The transcript has 7 exons. The coding region runs from base 76 to 1704 and encodes 542 amino acids. NCBI's taxonomy places the organism in Eukaryota, Metazoa, Chordata, Actinopteri, Moronidae. Gene Ontology annotation, molecular function: copper ion binding; protein-lysine 6-oxidase activity. Gene Ontology annotation, biological process: peptidyl-lysine oxidation. The record is from RefSeq and is a predicted model, not a curated record.